Molecule: messenger RNA, 2492 nt
Organism: Podospora pseudocomata
Lineage: Eukaryota; Fungi; Ascomycota; Sordariomycetes; Sordariales; Podosporaceae
Exons: 5
Coding region: 497-2368 (623 amino acids)
Biological process (GO): transmembrane transport
Cellular component (GO): membrane
Molecular function (GO): transmembrane transporter activity
Source: RefSeq, a predicted model, not a curated record
CAAAAACUCCAAACUGACGGGCUCGGCGGAGUUCGACAACAACCGUCUCCAACUGACUGUUUUGAUAUCAGUAUAUCACGAUAUACUGUGUAGGUAUACCACCAAAUACUACGAAAUUGUCCCCGUGGGCUCCUGCGAUGCUACCUAGCACCAACAAGAAGUACGACCCCUCACCUCAUGCACUUCAUCAAUCCCGUCAGGUCCCUUUUGCGCCGGGUUAUCUCCGCGUCGGCAAUGACGGCAAGCUCCAAGCUGCUGUUGCUCGACAUGGAUGUUCAAGUGCUUUUGUUGGUGGGCCAGUGAUUGUGCAACUAAUUCCUGCAUGGAAAGGCGCAAAUCGACUUCAACGCCCCCCUGUCAGUCAAGCUUAAUCUAAACCGACCACAUGCCCACGCUCUUCAUCCUUCUAUUUCUUGGCUCCCACCUUCAACUGAGCCGCAGGAGUCCAGCAUGAGACUUUGCAUGUUCCAUCUUCCCUCACCCCCAUUUAGACAAAAUGGAUGAAAAGGCCGCCCGCCAAAGCCGAGAGCAAUCGACAUCAGCGCCAGCCACGCUCGCCGCCGAACCGCCAUCCUCGGGCUCUAGUGCUUCCUCGGUGGCUCACAAGAGGGAAGCAACUUCUUCUCCAGUUGGAUUACCUCCUCAAAAAUCAUUCGACUCUGGAGAUGAUGGGCAAAGCCGCGCCAUCCAUCCCGAUAUCGACCAUGAAGAGGCAGAAGCAGCGGAUCCUGGCCAUGAGCUUGAUGUCGAACUUGGUAGAGCUCAUGGCAUAGAAGACAUCAGGCGCAUCGAAACUCGUGGCAGCGUCAAAAGCAAGGUUUCCCGAGUUUUGAGCGUCGUCAGCCGCCGCAAGGCCAAGGAGCGUGAACGAAUCCCCUUCGCCCCCGUACCCGUCACCAAUCUUGAUCAAGGCAUUGUUGGCUGGGAAGGUCAGGAUGACCCAUUGAUGCCGCUCAACUUUCCUAACCGCAAGAAAUACCUUAUCCUCUGCCUGCUCUCAGCCAUCACCCUGUUGACACCCUUCGCAUCGUCAAUUUUGGCCCCGGGUAUCACCUAUUUGAACCGAGAUUUUGAAAAUGACAACGAGAUUGUGGGCGCCAUGACAGUUAGCGUGUAUCUGCUUGGCUAUACCGUCGGCCCAUUGUUCCUGGCGCCGUUGAGUGAAAUAUAUGGGCGGCGGGUUGUUUUGAGUGCCGCAAACUGGUUCUUUUGCGCCUGGCAGAUUGGUUGCGCCUUGGCGCCGACGAUUGAGUCAUUAAUAGUGUUUCGAUUCCUCGCUGGCGUGGGUGGUGCUGGAUGCUUGACACUCGGGGCAGGCAUCAUUGCCGACAUGUUCAGGACAGAUGAAAGAGGAUUCGCAAUAGGCAUUGUAACCUUGGGGCCUUUGAUCGGCCCAACUGUUGGCCCCGUCAUUGGUGGCUUCGUAUCUCAAACUAUCGGGUGGCGCUGGGAUUUCUGGAUCGUGCUGAUCAUAUCCGUCGUUGUAUGCGGGCUUACAGAGCUCUUCAACCAGGAAACGAACCCUCGCGUUUUGAUUGAGCGGAAGGUGAAGCGGCUCGCCUCGGAGUCGGGCCGGAAAGAUCUGAGGAGCUGUUUUGAGACCGGAGAGCAGAUGAGCCAGAAGCGUAUUCUUCUCAAUGGUCUUGUGCGGCCGACCAAGAUGCUCUUCCUGUCACCGCUCGUCUUUUUCGUCUCCAUUUACAUCGCCUUCACCUAUGGUACGCUGUAUUUGCUCUUCACCACUAUUCCCCUCGUGUUCCAGGAGACUUAUGGCUGGAGCAUCGGCAUAACGGGCCUCAUCUACAUUUGUCUGGGCAUUGGAAACAUGUGCGGGUGGGCGGUGGUCACGGCCACCUCAGACAAGGGUGUUCACGUUGCUGCCCAUCACCUUCUUCUGGUACGGCUGGACGACACACUAUCACACGCACUGGAUCGUGCCAGUUAUUGCCCUGUUCCCUUUUUCGUUUGGAAUCAUUGGAAUCUUCAUCCCUCUGACGACAUACCUCAUCGACUGUUAUCCAAUAUACGCUGCAUCAGCUAUAGCAGCCAACACGGUCGCCCGCAGCUUGGCCGGGAUGUUGCUUCCACUUGCCGGGCCAUCCAUGUACGAGAAUCUUGGAUUGGGUUGGGGCAAUUCAUUACUUGGGUUCAUCUGUAUUCUCAUGAUUCCCGUACCGCUAUUGCUCGGCAGGUAUGGGGCAAGGUUGAGAAAGAUGGGCCUCCAGUUGUAGACCAGGAAUUUUGGGUAUCGAUAUCACUUCGGGCACGGUUCCGCCAAGUUGGCAGAUGGCUUCAGCGGUAUUGGGUUGCCCUGUUAUACAUGCCCGUGUUGCAUCUCGAGGAGUUUAGGUUACCGGUAGGUUGUUGACAUGGCGAGAUUUUGUUUUUCUUUUUUGAAUUGUAGCUAGCUAGGUAGACAUUUGACUUUGAAGGUAUAAAGUUUGUUGGGCCAUCUCUCUCAAAUUUUCAUGUCAACAUAUCAUGGGGCCCCG